CAGGGCGGAGCUCCGGUGGGGGCGCGGCCCCGAGGCCGGAACGAGCGCUGUGCGGUCCCGUUCCCUCAGCGUUGCUUCCGGUGCCGCCGCCGCCGCCCGCGGGAUGUAGCGGCCGCGCGGCGGCAGAAGGACGCGGAGGGACCUUCACCGGUGCCUCGGAGCCGCACGCAUCCGCCGCCCCGAUGACGUCCCGCAAGGCCCCCGCCGGGGCGGGCAGCGGGCUUGUGGCCGCCGGCCGAGACCGGGAGCGGGAGCGGGAGCGGGCGCACCUGGAGCUUGCCGAGCUGGGGCCGCUCCUUGAAGAGAAGGGGGACCAAGGAGCCACCGGCGCGGCCAGCGCUGAGGACCCGCCAUGCCCAGUGGCCCGCGAGGAGGAGGAGGAGGUGGUACGGGUGCUGACCCUGCCUCUGCAGGCUCACCAUGCCAUGGAGAAGAUGGAAGAGUUUGUGUACAAGGUGUGGGAAGGACGCUGGCGUGUGAUCCCAUACGAUGUCCUGCCCGACUGGCUCAAGGACAACGAUUACCUCCUGCAUGGACACCGGCCCCCCAUGCCCUCCUUCCGUGCCUGCUUCCGGAGUAUUUUCCGAAUACACACUGAGACAGGCAACAUCUGGACACACCUGCUGGGGUUUGUUCUGUUCCUCUGCCUGGGGAUCCUGACCAUGCUGCGGCCCAACAUGUACUUUAUGGCUCCUCUCCAAGAGAAGGUGGUGUUUGGGAUGUUCUUCCUGGGAGCAGUGCUGUGCCUCAGCUUCUCCUGGCUUUUCCACACCGUCUACUGUCACUCAGAGAAGGUCUCACGGACUUUUUCAAAGUUGGAUUAUUCAGGAAUUGCACUGCUGAUCAUGGGGAGCUUCGUCCCGUGGCUCUACUACUCGUUCUACUGCUCCCCACAGCCAAGACUCAUCUACCUCUCCAUCGUCUGUGUCUUGGGUAUCUCUGCCAUCAUUGUGGCACAGUGGGACCGAUUUGCUACCCCCAAGCACAGGCAGACCAGAGCAGGCGUGUUCCUGGGGCUGGGACUGAGUGGGGUUGUGCCCACCAUGCACUUCACCAUUGCCGAGGGCUUUGUGAAGGCCACCACGGUGGGACAGAUGGGCUGGUUCUUCCUCAUGGCUGUGAUGUACAUCACGGGCGCUGGGCUCUACGCUGCCCGCAUCCCUGAGCGCUUCUUCCCGGGCAAGUUCGACAUCUGGUUCCAGUCUCAUCAGAUCUUCCACGUGCUGGUAGUGGCUGCAGCCUUUGUCCACUUCUAUGGGGUGUCUAACCUGCAGGAAUUCCGCUACGGCCUGGAAGGGGGGUGCACAGAUGACUCUCUCCUCUGAGAGCACCUGGUUUUAGUACAAGCUUCCUAAGUGCUUUUUAAACUCUUGUCUUUGCUAAAAUCAAAGGAAGACUCAAAACCAUUUGGGGUUGUUGGUUUGUUGGGGUUUUUUUUUAAAGAAACAAAAAAACAAGAAACUGAUAAAUCCUUUAGUAAAGUUGUUGACCAAAUCCUCACUCCGUUCCCCAUGCACUGCACUGGGGCUGCAGGGGGGCUCCCAACUCCUCCAGACAGUGUUUUAGCUGCACCGGGAUCACCUGCUGCUCUGACAGCACAGGGAACAGCUCCCUGCUCACACACAGCUGAGCACAUCCUGCUCCUCACGCACCAGGAGUUUUGCAUAUCCCCCACAGCAGUGCCUGGCUGGGGCAGCCCCAGGCAUGGGCACACGCUCAUGUAAUUUAAAGUUUUAAUUGUCCUUUUUGUUUUGUUCUGUUUUCCAUGACAAAGUAAUGUAAACAUAAAUAAAAGAAUAUUUAAUAUUUAAUACUAAGCUUUAAGACAACAUGCUGCCACUGCAGUCCUUGGCUCCCUCACUGUCGGGAGCAGGGACAAAUGACAGUGUUGUAGGGAAUGUAGAGCUGCUGUAGCUGAUUGAAAUAAAAAGGUCAAUAGUUCAGUGUCA
Messenger RNA from Lonchura striata (white-rumped munia), 1949 nucleotides. NCBI's taxonomy places the organism in Eukaryota, Metazoa, Chordata, Aves, Passeriformes, Estrildidae. The record is from RefSeq and is a predicted model, not a curated record.